AGUAUUCGCAGUCCGUAGAUCGCAGUUCGUCGUAAUUGGACGUCGCAGUUGUUUGCGGUCGCUCGCUCUAUCCUGAUGUUGACUCAUGGGCUCUCGAAGAUGUGCGGUACGAUAUAAAUUGCGCGUGCGAGCCCGUUGAUUAAACAUCGCGCAUCGUUGCGCAAUCCUCUGCGGUGAGCCCGGCGGCGCCAUCCUCCAGCAGCCCUCAUCCCGGUAGCCGCACACUGAAUUUAUGGCAUCAUCCGACUCGGCACAAUUGAGCGACAAGUGAAUUUGCAUAACGAAUCGAUUCCGCGCUCGAUGCUGCCUCAACUGCGAAGGCCACGUUAAUUAUCGCGACGAUAUCAUCGUGCAGCGUGCCGCCGUCGUCCGAUCUAGUUCAGGAAUCUCCUCCCUACCAGAGCGUCUCGCUGAUUAGCAUAACAGACAGAGAGAGAGAGAGAGAGAGAGAGAGAGAGAGAGAGAGAGAGAGUACGUACAGAGUGGACAUCCGGGAAGUGUGACCCCGAAGACCUAGUGAUCGAAUCCGACGACCAGGUUCUUUUUUUAUACCGCCUGGUGUUUUCCAUCAGUUGCGCGAACGAGUAAUCAAUAUGGAUCGAGUGUACGUGGACAAAGAGACCGGCGAGGAUCUGAUUCAUUCGGUCUACGAUUGUGAUAUUUGCCGUUCAACCGAUUCGACGACGAUAAACGAUGCGGAGACUGGGGAGCCAGAAGUCAGUCUCAUGGAUCACGACACGGUCACAUGUCAUCUCAAAAAAGUGCCAUUUCAGAUACCGAAAGAAGUGAAGGAAAAGACAUCGAAAAAACGCCAUCAUAUGGAGCUGGAGCCAGUUCCAGCGGGUGCUUCUUUUGGUCAGAUAAAUCCCAUCUGUUUGUUUUUACCGGCAAUCAUCUACUUCCGCUGGUUCCUCGCUUUGUUGAUGCUCUUCGAGGUCAUUCUGCACGUGUGGGCACACCACAAGAACAAGAGCCUGAAAAAUGCCAAUGUGUACUUCCGUUCACCAUUCCACGACAUCUCUGCCGAGUUCUGCGCUCUCUGCCAGAACGAAACGUGCAUGAAUCGUGUCGGGAAGAUGCACCAGAUUCGAAUGCACAAAUUUCUGCGACAAUGCAACUACAUGAAGAGAGUUGUGACGUGACUCGAGCGAAGCAAGCGUAUCUGGCGAUAUCCUAAGCGUCAUGGAAUUUUAAAAUGAUAACGAUAAUUAUAAUUUGUUACUUUAAACUUUACAAAAGUUGUUCUACAUAAAAUAACUAUUAUUUUAUAUACAACAGUUAUAUAUAACUUGUUACAUAUAUUAUAUAUAUUAUGGCUGUUAUAUUUUUAUUCUUCUUUGGUGAUAUUUGACGAGCGAUUAAAAUCUAUUUUCAUGUUAAGUUUUGUAUCCCCCAUAUAACGUAUAAAACUUAAGAUAUACGCAUGUAUUUCUAAGAGUUGCAAGUUUGGCAAGUUUUUUAGGAAUCGAGAAUGUUAUAACAUACCAAAUAUGAAAAAAAACAAUUUUAUAUUGUUCCUUUUUGUAUUACAGUCUUGUAAAAAAGUUUUCAUUAAAAUUUUUUUAGUCAGGAUUUACAAAUAUAAAAUAAAUGAUUAUGUAAA
Molecule: messenger RNA, 1603 nt
Organism: Temnothorax curvispinosus
Lineage: Eukaryota; Metazoa; Arthropoda; Insecta; Hymenoptera; Formicidae
Exons: 4
Coding region: 594-1142 (182 amino acids)
Source: RefSeq, a predicted model, not a curated record